This is a messenger RNA of Nomia melanderi (Alkali bee), 936 nucleotides long. Its product is annotated as putative isoaspartyl peptidase/L-asparaginase CG7860. The record is from RefSeq and is a predicted model, not a curated record. NCBI's taxonomy places the organism in Eukaryota, Metazoa, Arthropoda, Insecta, Hymenoptera, Halictidae. Gene Ontology annotation, molecular function: hydrolase activity. Gene Ontology annotation, cellular component: cytoplasm.
AUGAAUAUCUAUUAUGUGUGACUUCUGUAUGUCAAAUUAUGGUUCAUGUUUCAAACCACAAAAUUCAUAAUUAUAUUGUCAAUCAUAUCUAUUGAAUAUAUUCUGGUAUCUUCUGUACAUUUUGUGAGAAAUGCAGCUUGAAAAAUCUCGUUCCCAACAACAGCAAAAAAAAUCUUACGAUGAUCUGCCCAGUAAAUUACAUAAAAGAUUAGGAGCUGGGGAAUGCAAAUGUUCCGAAAAUAAUUAUCCGUGUAUUAUUGUACACGGCGGCGCAGGAAAUUUCAAUAAUGAUAUAAUCAUGGAAAAAAUAACUGGUUGUAAAAAAGCUGCUAUCAAUGGUUAUAAGAAAUUGAUAAAUGGCGAAAAUUCGAUAGACGCUGUAGAGGCUGCUCUAUGGUGGUUAGAGUGUGAUGAAUUUUACAAUUGUGGUUACGGGUCUUGUUUAAACGAAAAAGGAGAAGUGCAAAUGGAUGCAAGCUUAAUGGACGGUUUAUCGUUCAAAUGUGGGUCAGUAGCAGCAGUGUCAGACAUAGAACAUCCUAUUACGCUUGCAAAAUAUGUGUUAAAUAAUUUUCCAAAUACAAUCUUUGUGGGUGAUGGUGCUAAGAAUUUAGCGAAGCAUGCAGGCCUAAAUUGUAUAUCCAAAGGGAACCUGAUAGCGCCAAUGGCAUGUAUAAAAGUAGAAGAAGAAGAAGAAGAAGAAGAAUUGGAAGCCCACAUCGACAAUUUAAGUUUACUGGGAGCUGAUAUGUUAACAAGUAAAUUAAAUCCUUUGGAUACGACAGACCUGUAUUUAUUUAGCUACUGUUUGUAGACAGUUUGGAUACCGUUGGCUGCAUAGCUUACGAUGGACACAGUAUUGCUGUUGGGAGUACAACAGGCGGUUUAAAUAAGAAAUUAGUAGGAAGGGUAGGAGACGCUUCCAUCUUAGGUUGU